GUCUUAUGUGGAUGAUUUUAGUGCGGAAGAAGAAGACGAUGAUGAACGAAGCUUCAAUAAAUCAAACUUAUCACGGCAAAAUUUUGUUGACUACAAGAGUUUUCAUGCGAAUUAUUGGCCUCAUUUCAGUGAUAAUUAUAAGAAGAAUCUGGAUUGUGAAUUGGUCUUUUCUGAAUUUUCUGUUAUUAAAGGCUCAAAUCCGGAAGUGGAAUGCUUAUCAAGAGAAGAUUAUCGAGCUAUUAGUAUCAAGAAAUAUCCAACAUUUUGUCAUAACCGUGAUAAAAUUUAUGAUUUAUUUCAGCAAUAUGAAAAGAUGAAAGCACAGCGUGGUGAUUAUGAUUCUAUCGAUCGAACGCUAGCAAUCUUGAAUUGCGUUAAAAUGAAAGGAACGAAACCACUUGGUAACCUGCAAGUUCACGAGCACAAUGUAUUGCACGAGGAUCGUCUUUCCGAUUUCAGG
Molecule: messenger RNA, 460 nt
Organism: Racocetra persica
Lineage: Eukaryota; Fungi; Glomeromycota; Glomeromycetes; Diversisporales; Gigasporaceae
Source: the annotation of a GenBank genome assembly